Medicago truncatula (barrel medic) is the source of this 819-nucleotide messenger RNA. RefSeq names its product putative leucine-rich repeat receptor-like serine/threonine-protein kinase At2g19230. Lineage: Eukaryota; Viridiplantae; Streptophyta; Magnoliopsida; Fabales; Fabaceae. The record is from RefSeq and is a predicted model, not a curated record. The transcript is spliced from 4 exons. Bases 205 to 774 code for a protein of 189 amino acids. Gene Ontology annotation, molecular function: protein kinase activity; ATP binding. Gene Ontology annotation, biological process: protein phosphorylation.
UACAUUACUUUGAAGUCACAAUCAAAUUGUUAGUUGUAGAAACUUAUGGCUAGAUGAGAAAACAAAUAUGGUUUUGCUUCAAUCUCUAUAUCCACAUUCAUUAUCAAUUUUUUUUUUCUCUCUUAUUCACAGCCUUGCAUAUUUUCAUUCAAUUUUUUUUUUGUCACUGUAGCUACGUCGUCAAAUUCUAAGAAAAAGGAUGAAAUGAAAUCAAAGCAUCAAAUAUUCAGUUACACCGAAAUUCUCAAUAUUACUGAUAACUUCAAAACAAUUAUUGGAGAAGGAGGAUUUGGAAAAGUUUACAUUGGCAUUUUACAAGAUCUCACUCAAGUUGCUGUUAAAAUUCUUUCAACAUCAUCAAAGCAAGGUUAUAAGGAAUUUCAAUCUGAGGCACAACUUCUAAUGAUUGUUCAUCAUAGAAAUUUGGUCUCUCUCAUUGGAUAUUGCGAUGAAGAUGAAAACAAAGCAUUGAUUUAUGAAUACAUGACAAAUGGAAGUCUCCAACAACACUUAUUUGAUGAUAAUACACAUAUCUUAAAAUGGAAUGAGAGACUCAAAAUUGCAGUUGAUGCAGCACAUGGAUUGGAGUAUCUUCAUAAUGGGUGUAAUCUACCUAUUAUGCAUAGAGAUAUGAAGCCUUCCAACAUAUUAUUAGAUGAUAAUAUGCAGGCCAAAAUAGCUGAUUUUGGCUUAAGUAGAGCUUUUGCUAACGAUGUUGAUUCUCAUAUAUCCACUCGUCCUGCUGGUACAAGAGGUUAUAUUGAUCCUGAGUAAGUGCCAAAUGUCAAUGCAAACAAAUGUUUAAAUAUUAAAUAUGUA